This is a messenger RNA of Acanthocheilonema viteae, 870 nucleotides long. The record is from the annotation of a GenBank genome assembly. Lineage: Eukaryota; Metazoa; Nematoda; Chromadorea; Rhabditida; Onchocercidae.
AUUGAUGCUGGCAAUGGUACUGAAUCAGAGAAUAUACUUGGUUCAAAAUUGGUGGAGACAUUAAUAAUCAAUGCCGAUUAUUUCUUCCCGAACUAUAACUUCAACUACACAUCACCACUGCUUGAUUCAUUUUUGCAACGAAAGCCCGAUGUAACGAAUAGCUUUGAAAGUGGAGAUCGUAUGGUUACACGUGGUACACAAGGUCAACAGCAUAUCGCUCUUCGUUAUACACAAAGCAGCAACAAUUCCUGCAAGAAUUCAGUGCAAUUGCGCAACACAGCUUCAAUGCUACAACAAUCAUCGCAACCACCAUCAGCCUCUUCAACUUUACGAGCUCGUCCCAAAUGGCCGGCACCACCACCACCUGUUAUAGAAAAUUUGAACAAUUUUAUUAGCAAAAGUCCAUCAAUUGCAUCCAAUGAUUCGAUGGCUGAAUAUGGUUGUACAACCAAUGUUGAAAUAUGCGAUAAUUUCACUUUUCAACAACAAAUGACCCGUUCUUAUCACGAACCAAGCCGGCCAUUACGUCCACCGCCACCACGUAAUGUGGUGCGAUCAUCUACUCCAGACGGAGGAUUUCAAAAUUCUGUUGUUGAUUCGGUGCAGCAUGACAGCUUACAAGAGGUUAAAAUAUUACAACCUGAUCUGCGAAACCGAAAUUCAGUUGAGAUUUGUCGUAAUGCAUCUGGUCCAGUUGCUUGUACAAAAGACAAUCGUACUGUGGUACAUUUGGGUACCGAUACUUAUCACCAGCAUGCUGGAACAUUAUCGGGAGCUGAAAGUUAUAAUACAUUGCCUAAACCUCCCUUACCUUAUAAACCGAAAUCAAUAAUCGAUUUAAGCAAACCAAACGAGAUCACUAAGCUUUAG